CCUUAUAUCGCAUUAGGAGGGGGCAGUGAAUGCGUAAGGUUGCUUUAGCAGAACAUUCUAAUAUAAUUAAAUAAAUUUUAUAGUGAAUCGAUAUGGCGACAGCUAAAAAAUUACCGAGGUUAGGGAUAUCUAAAAUAGCAUUGAGAUAUUUAAGUGACAAAAUAGUACGUUCUAUCAUCAAAGAUAAUACCGUUUCAAAACAAUCGUUGAGUGAUUACGUUUGGAAGAAUUUGGAUAAGUGGAGUGACAAAACUGCAUUGGUGUGUGUCGAAACUAAACGCAGUUAUUCUUACUUGGACGUUUACAAAAAAUCAAACAAAAUAGCAAAUUUUUUAACAAAUUCCAAGGAUCUCAGAAAAGGUGAUGUAGUAGCGACGAUUCUACCUAAUGUGCCCGAAUAUGCCAUGAUUGUAUUGGGCGCAAUACAAGCAGGGUUGAAAAUAACACCCCUAAAUCCCGACUACACAAGAGAGGAAAUAACUCACUGCCUCAAGCUCUCAAAACCAAAAUUAAUUUUCACCUUAACGGAUUUGUGGCCAAAUAUCUACAAUGUUGUCCAAAAUGUGCCCAUUGUCCUUAUGAAUCACAGAAAGGAAGUAAUGGAUAUACCUGCCGGUGCUGUUAAACUGAGCGAAGUUUUCGACAACACUUGCCCCUUCAAAAAUCGAAUAUCUGAUUGGAAUGAUGUAAUUUAUCUGCCAUACUCUAGCGGCACAACGGGACUAUUUAAGUGUAUCGAAUUAACUAAUGGAAAUUUGGUUUCAACCAUACACCAUAUUAGUGUUCCCGAAUUCAGGAUACAAACCCUUACGGAUGGGAAUAAUCAGGACGUGUUUCCUGCUAUACUUCCAAUGCACCACAUUUUUGGAAUGCACACCGUUCUUGAAAACCUAACGUUGGGAUGCAAGGCGAUCACAAUUCCAAAGUUCAACAAAGAAACUUUCAUAGAUGUAUUAGAAAAUGAAAAACUGACACACUGCUACUUGGUGCCCCCUUUAGUGCAACUACUAGUAAACGAACCACGUAUAAAACCCGAGUGCUUGACACGAAUGAGGACCAUCGCAGUAGGUGCGGCACCGCUAGGUGUCAACGACGUUCAGAGGUUGCACGAGAAAACUAAGGGGAACGCUAACAUCCUUCAGGGAUACGGGUUAACAGAAGCGGCCGGUGGAAUAUGUUGGCAAACGCCAUAUAUUUCAGGUGGCGUGAAAAUCGGAGGUUGCGGUAUGAUCCACCCGACUAUGGAGUUGAAAAUUAAAAGCGAAUCUGGUGAAUUACUCGGAAGUAAUCGAAGUGGCUUGAUUUCAAUACGCGGCCCGCAGGUCUUUAAAGGUUAUCUCGACAACUCUAAUGCUACAGAAACGGUUUUGGAUUCGGAAGGAUGGUUGGACACUGGAGACGUAGGGUAUUAUGACGAAGAUGGCCAUUUAUUCAUAACUGAUCGUUCGAAAGAAAUGAUUAAGGUGAAAGGCUUCCAAGUGGCGCCUGCCGAGCUGGAAGAUAUCUUGCGAAGUCAUCCUGACGUUAAGGACGCCGCGGUUGUUGGGGUACCACACGAUCAUUUUGGACAAGUUCCAAAAGUGUUCAUUGUCGCUCAGUAUCCAAAUCGUAUAAAUUUAAAGAGUAUCGCGGACUUUGUCGCUAGGAAGGUUGUACGGCAUAAACAUUUAGUGGGUGGAAUUGCAAUAACAGACGGGAUACCAAGAACUGCAUCUGGAAAAAUGUUAAGAAGGCAUCUCAAAGGAUAAAAACCCUUUACUAUCAUUUGUUUGCCAGUGUAAAAAUUAGGAUGUGGUACAUAUUAUUGUAUUUGGUAGGCCUACUGUUAAUUAUUUACAAUAAUUUUAUUUUA
Molecule: messenger RNA, 1852 nt
Organism: Photinus pyralis (common eastern firefly)
Lineage: Eukaryota; Metazoa; Arthropoda; Insecta; Coleoptera; Lampyridae
Product: probable 4-coumarate--CoA ligase 3
Exons: 7
Coding region: 93-1748 (551 amino acids)
Biological process (GO): long-chain fatty acid metabolic process; fatty-acyl-CoA biosynthetic process
Cellular component (GO): mitochondrion
Molecular function (GO): long-chain fatty acid-CoA ligase activity
Source: RefSeq, a predicted model, not a curated record